UUGUGAGAUUGUUAAAAUAGGUGUCGGAAUCGGAAUCAGAAAAUUGUAAACCAGAAUGAGCAAUGGACGUGUGCGUGCGCGCCGUAGUUCCAUAAUCUCAUCAUUGUUAUUGCUAAAAUUUCGGCACCACGUAAGCAUUUGUUAAAGAAACAAUGGAUUGGGUUAUUCAUGAUGAACUCGGCAUCACUGUCGGUCAUGUGGCCAGUGGAGCCGCAGCAUCUGCUAUGGUAAUCGGCGGUGUUAUACCUUAUGUACCGCAAUAUUUGGAAAUAAAGAAAACACAAGAUGCAGACGGAUUUUCGCUUCAUGUUUGUCUUGCGCUUUUGAUUGCAAAUUCCUUAAGGAUCUUUUUCUGGUUUUCCAAGCAAUAUGAGCUUCCGCUUCUUGUUCAAAGUGUUGUGAUGAACAUAACCAUGUUCCUUAUGAUCCAUCUAUGCGUUAAAGUGAAAAGAAUGAAUGCUUCAAAUAGGGAACUUACUUUUUCGGCCGAUGAUCUGCGUCUACCAAAAGUAACGACCGACACUGAUACUGCAGGUUCAGUUUCCACAGAUGCCGGCGUUUUGAAACGUGCUCGCUCGAGGCACUAUUUAAACGAUCUCGACUACAAAUAUUUUUGGAAUUGGAGCGAUUUUCAAUCGUAUUUAGACUUUAUGCUCGUUGUUUGGGCAAUCGGGGCAGCUAUCACAUAUCUAAUGUUAUCAAUUACGUGGUUUAUGGAGGCAGUUGGCUUUUGUGCCGUUUUCACAGAGGCUAUGUUAGGAGCGCCACAAUUUCUACGAAACUUUAAGAAUAAAUCAACUUAUGGAAUGAGCAUCCAAAUGGUCAUCAUGUGGACGCUAGGUGAUAUGUUUAAGACUGGCUAUUUUAUUGUUAGGGAAUCUCCAACACAAUUUUGGAUUUGUGGCACACUUCAGGUUAGCUUAGAUAUUGCAAUUCUUCUGCAAGUGUGGUUCUAUAGGAAGAAUACCAAGGCACGAGAUAUGCGUCGCGGAGAUUAGCAGUUUGCCCCCGAAGAACAACCGCAACAAACACAAAACAAUCCACAUGAUAUUCACACUCAAACCAAUACCACGGACAUCAACCAAUCUCUCGCUAUAAGCCCUACAAGUAGCGGGGAUGAUCAUCUACUGACCGCAAAUGCCGAUAAUGAACAUUUUAACGACUAUGGAAAUACCGCAUAUAAAAAAUAUCAUGAUAACAGAGCCUUCCAAUAUCACCAUAAUAAUAAUACACUUUCGAAAAUAAAAGGGUUAUCCAAUGUCAUGCCAACUGACGAAAACUACGCAUUAGAUGCCGUGGUAAUUGUCAAAAAUUCCAAUGGCAUACUGAGAAACUCAUCCAGUCGAUCGAGAUCUGAUUUUCCAAUUGAUAUGGGGUCGGUGACCGUGGAAGCUGAUGGCAGAGCACGUCGCAGAUGUCGGUGUCAACACAAUGAUGUAGUGCGGCAGCGUCAUAACGCUACACAAACACCAGGCUCUAUAGUAAACUGCAGUCAAUUGAUAAAUUGUCACAGUCAUAGCGCAUCAAUUAAUUGUUGUGGAAAUAGAAAAUCUACUGACUGUUGCAGCCUAAUAAGUGGUGAUUUAAAAUCCGGUGAAAUGUCUUCUCACUGCCACAUCACACAUCAUUGUCACCAUUAUUCCCCGGGUAGUGGUAGAGGCGGAGAGAAACGCAGCAAUAAGCCAUGUGGGUGUAAUAAUCGAAUAAAAAAUCGACAUCAUCAUUCUCACCAUCAUAGGCACCGGCAUCACCGCUAUCGUUACUUGCAAUCGGAAUAUCAGCAACAGGAUAAACCCAUCCGCCAACUUCCAGGUUAUAACAGUAAGUCUUCCUUUGAUUCCAGUGAUGAUCUACAACAAUCUGGCCUUGAAAAUCCGCAAGAACGUUUGCAAGAGAUUGCAAUUGAAAUUGAUGCAGCCACAUUGACUGAAGAUAACACAAGCACUGCCACCUCAAAUUUUGCGUAUAAAAUGGCGAAGGCUAACAUAGCGCCGAUAAUAAUGGCGCCAAUACACGAUAACGAUGAGGAUGACAAGAAACAACGGAGAAAAUAUCAUGGUCAUCGAAGUGAUUCCAUGAACUCAAGCAGUACUGGGGAAACUGAUGAAUUGUCUCAUAGAAUUUCCGGUGUGAAACAUAAGAAGACAGAUUGUGAUAACACUCCAAUUUGGGCUGAAUCUAAUAUCGAUAGACAUGCAGCUACUGUUAUACCACACUUAUCAUGCUGUAAGGACUCUCAGUGUCGGGCCAAGAGUAGAGAGGCCAACAAACUCGACGCGGCGCAUAACGAAUGUGUUAGAAUUCAGCGCAAACAAUUCAAGGCGAGUGGAGCAGAAGAAUGUUGCAGCACUUGUUCACAUUGUUCAGAUUGUUCCUGCCAGAAUGCAGAUGCCACUAGUUGCAGUAGUUUUGAUGAAUUGGAUGCAGACGACCAUGAUGAGGAACGACGGAUCGCACCCCAUGAACUAGUGGUCUCAGCAGAAUGUCAUCGCUGCAAUUUUCACCACGCAUCUACAACGUCAACUGGAGAUGAAGCAGAAGAGGAGGACGGUGGUGCAGAAGAUAAAUUGACCGCAAAAAUUACCAAGCAUGCGGAGCGAUCCAUGCAGGAUAACAAUGCUACAGACAGUUCUGCGCAUACGAGUCGAAGAAGCAGUGCAAGUUAUUGCUCCUGUCAUUCAAAUAGUUGUUAUUGUUGUGAAUGUAAUUGCGCAGCUGUUGUUGAGGACGACGGCGACUCAACAACUGGUCAGAUGCUUACCGCGAGGGACCAUCCCUCCACAGCCUUAACAUCGGCUACCGAAUUUGAUGCAGAACACUCAAGUACACUGACACCAUUAACAAAUGCUUCAUCCGCUGUGUCAACGCCUGGUGCGGAAGACGCUGAUGUAACCCUACGCAGUUUGACCAAUACUUUAGCCGAUGACAUUUGCUCCUCUCCGAGCCAAUCUGCAGAGUAUUUCUCACUCUCUUCCAACAAUCAGCAUAGCCAUUUUUCUCCUACAGAAACACCUACUCAUAGAGCAAUAAAGACACCAAGCGAAAUCAACACAGCCGAAACUUUAUCUAAAUGUAAUUUAGAUAAAUCGGUUGAUUCAGGAGAGCUUGGUAAAAAACCAUGCAAACACUACACCAAACAUCAUCGUCAUAAACGCCCGACUUCUCCUCUGGACUGCUAUUUAUGA
Bactrocera neohumeralis is the source of this 3185-nucleotide messenger RNA. RefSeq lists its product as uncharacterized. Gene Ontology annotation, biological process: retrograde transport, endosome to Golgi; phospholipid translocation. NCBI's taxonomy places the organism in Eukaryota, Metazoa, Arthropoda, Insecta, Diptera, Tephritidae. Gene Ontology annotation, cellular component: trans-Golgi network; endosome. The transcript has 8 exons. The record is from RefSeq and is a predicted model, not a curated record.